AUGCCAUUCUUCGGAGGCGGCCGUCGCGAACCUUCCCCCGAGCCAGUUCGGGAACCAACCCCACCACCCCCGGAACGUCGAGGCUUCUUCGGGUCCCGCCGUGACCCUUCCCCGGAGCCCACUGUUCACCACCCCGUUCAGGAGCCACCCCGCAAGCACGGCCUUUUCGGUUCCCGCCGGGAGCCCUCGCCGGAACCCGUCGUCCACCAGCCCGUCGCCGAGCACCCCCCUCGCAAACACGGACUUUUUGGUUCGCGCCGUGACCCUUCCCCCACUCCCACAACACGCACAUCCACCACUUCUCGUUCCUCGCUCUCGUCAACCACGUACCACACCUCCCCAGAUGGUCGCCACAACCACAACGGGGCAGGCGGCGGCGUUUUCCGCCGAUCCACGGACGCCUCUUCCGGCCGUCGUGGUCUGCUCCACAAGUUCGGCGGCGCAGGAGGCUCCGUUGAGAUGGAUCCCAGCAUCGUGCACGCCCGCGAGCGCGUCAUGGGCGCAGAGGCCGCCGAGAAAGAGGCCGACCGCGCACUGAUGGCCGCCAGGGAGAGUGUCGCUGCCGCUAGGGCCGAGGUGCGACGGCUCGAGGAGGAGGCGCGCGAGGAGGCCAGACGGGCCAAGAUUAAGCAGUACCAUGCCCGCGAGGUUUCCAAGCGCGGCAAGGCUCUUGGUCGCCACGGCGACUAA
Colletotrichum truncatum is the source of this 690-nucleotide messenger RNA. RefSeq lists its product as uncharacterized. NCBI's taxonomy places the organism in Eukaryota, Fungi, Ascomycota, Sordariomycetes, Glomerellales, Glomerellaceae. The record is from RefSeq and is a predicted model, not a curated record.